Arachis duranensis is the source of this 869-nucleotide messenger RNA. RefSeq lists its product as uncharacterized. The record is from RefSeq and is a predicted model, not a curated record. The transcript has 2 exons. NCBI's taxonomy places the organism in Eukaryota, Viridiplantae, Streptophyta, Magnoliopsida, Fabales, Fabaceae. Bases 7 to 726 code for a protein of 239 amino acids.
UGCUUCAUGCUUUCAUUCUACAAAAGACAGACGCAAAAGGUUGAUGGCAAUAUAAUUAAGAACCCUUUGAUUUGUAAGGUGUGUAGGUUAGCUAUGAUGUCCCUUGAGAAAGCAUUGGGUCCUGAGAGCCCAAGAACCAGAACCGAACUCCAUGCAGAUUUCGAAUCCACUUCAAAGAAGAGAAAGUGGCAGCAGGGUCCCCAAGACCACCCACCUUUUGCCCAAGAAUUCUUCAAGGAUCACAUGAUAAACUCAACAAACAAACAGGUCUUCGACAUACAGCUUCACCUCGACACCCCUUUUACCCCACAUAAAUGGCGUCAAUUCCUCGCUCUUCAUCAUCAUCAGUCAAUGGAGAAACCGGAACCGAUACCUCCAAAUCACCAGAAUCAUCAGAAUCACAUGAGCUUAGACCUUGAUCUGAACUUGACAUGUGAAUCUCUGAAGAAGAAAGAAGAAGCAGUAGUACCGGAGGGGAUGAAUUCGAACAAGCUUAUUAUUAAGAAGAAUAAUAAUGAGGAGGAGGGUUUGAUCCGUACUCCGUCGUGGCUGUCAAUGUCAGAGGGAGAUAAUGAGAAAGAGAUGGUUGCAACGGUUUGCAUGCGGUGUCACAUGCUGGUGAUGCUGUGCAAAUCUUCUCCUUCCUGUCCUAACUGCAAAUUCAUGCACCCACCAGAUCAGAACCCCUCUUUCUUGAAGAAGAGGUGUGGCCCCCUCUUCUGCUAGAAUCAUUUCGACACUAUGUAUUAUUACCUUGUUUCGCAAGAAAAAAAAAAGAAAGAAAGAAAAGAAACUAAUUAAGCAACGUAAUCUAGAUCAUAUGUACACGCUGUGUUCCUCGUUAUCCAAAAUCUACUUAUGUUUAUAUU